Messenger RNA from Mycena indigotica, 1656 nucleotides. Its product is annotated as F-box domain-containing protein. NCBI's taxonomy places the organism in Eukaryota, Fungi, Basidiomycota, Agaricomycetes, Agaricales, Mycenaceae. The record is from RefSeq and is a predicted model, not a curated record. Bases 1 to 1656 code for a protein of 551 amino acids. The transcript has a single exon.
AUGGACAACCACGACAUUUCGGGCUCGGUCGUAGGAUUGCCCAUGGAAUCCUCACCCUUCCAACAUAUUCUUUACACCAACGCUGUCCCUAGCGAUCAACAAUACAACGAGAUUCGUGUCUUUCUUGCUCCACACCGUGCCAAACAUGCCAAACUAGAGGAAGAAGUUGCUCUCCUCCGAAAAAUGCUCGAAUCCGCUCUCCAAGCACGCAGCAAGCUUGAAAGCUUCAUUGCUCCCCACGCAGCACUCCUGUCGCCCAUGCGUAGAAUGCCCGACGAUCUACUUCGCCUCAUCUUUCUUCACACUCUCCCCGAGGAACGAAACGCCGCAGUCCAUGGCAGCGAAGGCCCAUUGCUCAUUGCGAAUAUCUGCAGCCAUUGGCGAGGCCUUGCCAUGACCACCCCACGUCUUUGGUCGAAAAUGCAUCUCGUUGUUCCCACCCUAACGCCCGGUUCCCCCCAGGAUGCUGUUAUACAGACACCUGUGGUCGCCCAAUUGACGCAGUGGCUUAAACGAGGAGGUGCUGUCCCCAUAGACAUCAGCACCCAUGCCUACCAGAUGCUGUCUGAAGACUAUCAAUCACUAGCAGAAGCUCGGGCUGCCUCCUUAAUGCGGUCUUCGCACCGUCCAGUGGUAUCCCCAUACCUAUCUACGCUGCUCUCAGUCACCAGUCGUUGGCGUAACAUGAAACUUCUAGCGUUCGCUCCCUUGGAAGUGGACGCCCUUCUUCAAUUGAAGGCCAACGACGUGCCCCAGCUUGAGAAAUUCGAGAUUAUUACGAAUAGCCCAAUACCCAACAAAUUCGAAAUAUUGUCGACACCAAGCCUCCGCGCACUCAACAUCCGCAGUACAAUUGCCACCCUUCCUAGUACCAUUGGCUGGGAAGCUCUUGUUGAGCUCGACCUAUACAUCCUACCAGCUGCCGAUGUUGGCACCGAUCCUUUCCCGUUCCCAUUCCUGGCCCGAUGCACGUCCCUCCAACGUCUAGAGUUAUCUCUAGGCAGUCAUAUCAUCGACCAGUCUGACACUCAGGGCGGUCAUGGACCAGCACUUCCAAAGUUAACAGCACUCAUACUCAAAACCACCUAUGCACACAACAUAGAGACGACACCCAGAAUCUUCCUAGCCAUUCGUCGGCUCCAGCUACCAAAUCUUCGUACCUUGGAUCUCUGCUCUAAUAUUGGGAUGGAUUUCGAAACAACCUUCGGUCUCCUGAAGGCGGUAGGACAUAGUAUACAGUCGCUGGCACUGUCGAUGAGACGGCUCUCAUCGGGUCAAGUCACUUCCUGUCUCCAACUGGUGCCGCUUGUAGAACGAUUGCGUUUAGUCAGCGAUCCCAGUGACAAAAUCGAUGUCCUCACCUCACUCAAUCCACACCCAACUUCAAAUCCCGAAUCAGAAGCAGUAAACCCAAUCUGCCCUGCGCUCAGCCAUCUUGAAUUCAAUUUUACAUCUGUCGUACCCGACGACGCGAUUGUGCACUUCCUAAACGCUCGAGCGUCUGCUCUGCCCCCCCUACGUUGCCCAGCUACACUCAUUCAGCGCGUGCUUUCUCCGGGACAGGCAACUCGAUGUUCACAAUGCUGUAGCCGAUGCCGUUUCUUGUGGAUUGAAGCUUUUCAUCGCAUAUGCGCCACAACGAGAGUCCCUGAGUAG